Limulus polyphemus (Atlantic horseshoe crab) is the source of this 2765-nucleotide messenger RNA. RefSeq names its product fibrillin-1-like. Gene Ontology annotation, molecular function: calcium ion binding. NCBI's taxonomy places the organism in Eukaryota, Metazoa, Arthropoda, Merostomata, Xiphosura, Limulidae. The record is from RefSeq and is a predicted model, not a curated record. The transcript has 22 exons. The annotation marks the transcript as partial.
UGACGAUCAGGACAUGGUUAUAGCGGAGAAGAUGUUAGGAGUUUUUAUACCGUUGACCCUCACGGUCCUGGUCAACGCCCAAUAUAGUCCUCUCUACCCAAAUUCUUAUACUUCUAAUGAAGUUUUUAUUUUACAUCUGGAAGACGGCUUCUUUGGCUGUCAACUCAACGAAUCCACUGAUAUACUCCAACUGUUCGAACUGUCAAAGCUCUGUGAUGGUGUUCCUAAUUGUUUUUAUGGCUCCGACGAGACAGAAUACAAACUUAAAUGUACAAAUAGAAAUUUUUGUCACCCGAAGAUGCCACGCUGCAUCAAUGGAGCCUGUUUAGAAAAUUUAUGUUACUGCAAUGAUGGAUAUGGUGGUAAAGGCUGCGAAAUGCCAGAUGAAAACGAAUGCAAGUACAGACCGUGUGACGUCUUUGCACAUUGUACUAACACAAUAGGCAGUUUCUAUUGUUCGUGUUUCCCUGGCUACGAAGGAGACGGAUUCGAUUGUCAUGAUAUCAACGAAUGUGAGAUCCCAUCUCUUGCUGCUGCCUGCGUUCCCAAUUCUGAAUGUUGCAACCUGCCUGGUCACUACGUGUGCAAGUGUUUAGCUGGGUUCACUGGCAACGGAACAGUAUCCUGCGUAGAUGUCGACGAGUGUUUGGAUCCGAAUUCGUGCGGAAGAGGUGCGGAAUGUCGCAAUAUUCAAGGUUCCUUUGAAUGCUUUUGCCCGCAAGGUUUUACAGGAGAUCCUUUUGAAGCUUGUUCUGAUAUGGACGAAUGUUCGCACCAACCUUGUGGUCCUAGAGCCAUCUGCACGAACACGAGAGGCGGCUAUCAGUGCUCUUGUCAGCCUGGUUACCAAGGGAACCCUACUCCCGAUCAAGGCUGUGUAGAUAUCGACGAAUGUAGAAAUCCAGGGUUUAGCUGUGGAUCUUUCGCUCAGUGUAUCAACACACCAGGAAGCUAUUAUUGCGAAUGCCCGCCAGGAUACACCGGAAAUCCAAAACUUGGCUGUGUUGACAUCAACGAAUGCCCUAAUUCAUGUGGCUUUAAUUCACACUGUGAAAAUACUCCUGGCAGUUAUCAAUGUAUUUGCAAACCAGGCUACAGGGGCGACCCCUAUUCUUCAGCAGGAUGCACAGACGAAGACGAAUGCCGCAAGCCUAACGCAUGUGGAGUCAAUGCAGAAUGUUACAACCUGCCGGGAUCUUACGAGUGUAGAUGUUUACCAGGUUACGCCGGAAAUCCAAAAGCCAUCUGUGCUGAUAUUGACGAAUGUUUACGCCAGUCUUGUGGAGAAAACGCCAUCUGUAAUAAUGUACCUGGGUCCUAUGUGUGUAAAUGUCGAGAUGGUUUCACUGGAAACGCAAAUGUCCUUUGUGACAGAGUUAGAGUAGACGUGCAGUGCCAAGGAAAUUUUGAAUGUACUGAAAACGCUGAGUGCAUCGGUGGUAUCUGUAGAUGCAGGAAUGGUUUCCAGGACAAAGGAAAAUACUGCACUGAUAUUGACGAAUGUACAAAAGUAAGAAACAUCUGUGGUCUCAAUGCAGUUUGUGUGAAUACGAUUGGUAGCCAUAGGUGCGACUGUAAAAAUGGGUAUGAAAAAAUACAACCAACAUCUGAAAGUCCCUGUAGAGAUAUUAACGAAUGUGUGUUCGGACGUUUCCCUUGUGGAAUCAGUGCAAAGUGCAUCAAUAAUGAUGGAGGGUAUCAAUGUGUUUGUCCUGACACGAUGGUUGGAAACCCAAAAGAUGCCUGUAGAUCACCUUGCUAUGACAUGGACUGUGGGCCUCAUGCCACGUGCCAGGUUAGUGGACGAGAAGCGAAUUGUGUCUGUGAAUUGGGAUUUACUUUUAUUCCAGGAAACAUUGGAGCAGGUUGUACAGAUAUUAACGAAUGUGACAACAAUCAUGGACCUUCUGGUCUGUGUGGUCAGGGUGCUCUUUGUACCAACGUUCCUGGUAGUUACCAUUGUAUUUGCCCACCAGGUUUUACCGGAGAUCCCUUUAGAUAUUGUGAAGACAUUAAUGAAUGCAACAGUCGAUAUGGUCCUAGUGGUCAGUGUGGUGAAGCGGCCAUCUGUGAGAAUACGCUUGGUAGUUUCUCGUGUUCCUGUCCUCACGGAUAUACUGGCAACGGCCGAGCUUUAUGUCGGGAUAUUAAUGAGUGUGCCCAGAGGUUUGGUCCAAAUGGAAGAUGUGGCAUUGGAGCCAUUUGCACCAAUACACAAGGAGGGUUUGAAUGUCGUUGCCCCCCUGGAACAGCUGGGGAUCCGUUCGGAAGAUGUAACACCUUGUACGAUUGUCACCAAGACAGUGACUGUAAAGGAAAUGCCAUUUGUAGAAACAAACAGUGCUAUUGUCCUGAGCCUAAUUUUGGGGAUUAUUGUAAACAUCCUUGUGAUACCAUUUUCUGUGUUGAUAAUGCUAAAUGUCAGCUGGACGUGUCUGGCAAUCCUCUGUGUGUAUGUUCUCCUGGAUAUACUGGCCGUAGUAACAGCUUACCAGGAUGUGUUGACAUUGAUGAGUGCUCUAGCCUCGAGAAAGCUUGUGGCAAAGAUGCCGUCUGUCGUAAUGUCCCUGGGACGUACGAGUGUAUUUGUCCUCAAGGAUUUACUGGGGAUGCUUACAGAGGUUGCAUUGAAGAAGUCCAAUGGGUCACUUGUUCAUCCACUGUGCCAUGUCCACCAAAAGAGGAAUGUGUUUACACAGGCAAAGGAAACACCUGUGUUUGUAAGAGAGGUUAUGCUAAAGAUCCAGUAACAGGUUCAUGUCGAG